CCCGGCUAAGUUUUCAACCGGUUUUCGCGUUCAAAGUAUUUUUGUCUGGUUCUUGCAAUGAUGAUGUUUUUAAAAGACUUUCGCAUUGCAAAAUCUAAACCCGGUUAAUGCACUCAGUGUAAGCCAUCACUGUAAAAACCGACUUUCGGAUCGAGUGUCAUGAGCAAUUCGACUCAGUUCGUAGAACAUAGAACACAGUGUUACUCAGUAGUUAAUAAAACAAGUUGUUUAGUAGAUAAUAAACUAGCUUACCUGUAAUUCACAUUCUGAGCAGGGAUAGGGAAAACCAUGGCAUUUUCGGAUACAAUUAUUUGAAAUUCCAUCGUAUGAGAGAUCCCAAAUGGACGGCUGGAGAUAAGAUGAUCCAAUAUGUAGGCCUCACAAAAUUGUACGCCCGUGAUCGGAAACUUAACACCCUCAAAACAAUCCUGAAACGCAAAAAUAAACAACAGUUUAUGAAAAACAUUCGGAAAACCCUGACCGAUGAUAAUAGUUAUUUGCAACUAGCGCGAUUUGGCAAUACUCAACUGAUUAAAAAUGUAUUUCAAGAACAUUCGCAUCUCCAAAGAGCGUAUCGGCCAUUGACAAUUGAGCACAUAGUGGAGAAAAUGGACCAGCUAACUUUCACCAAAAGAAAAAUGUUAGAUCGUUUGACACACAAAUUGAAAACGUUGACCGACAAUUACAGAAAAGAAUUGAUCAAAGUUUCUGAGCAUCAGGACAGGACUAACUUCCGGGAUCCACAGGAACUGUACGAAGAAAUUGAAUCAAAAAGCUACCAACUUAAGUUGAAACAUUGCUACACACGUAUCCGAACAGCGAAUGCAGUUAAUAGAGCCUAUAACGCUUUAGUUCGAAUUAUGUUGAAGGACUCAAUAUUCUUCAAUCCGGUGUUGAACGCCUUACAAGACGAUUUGAUUGAGCAAGGUCGAUUCAUCCAAGAAACUAUUGGAACUGGACUUCCGGCAAUGCGCAACGUUCAAAGUCUUCAACUGGAGUUUGAGGAACUUGAAAGACGGACUAACAAAGAAUUGACCGAUCGUUUCCAAUCCCUUCUGCAGCAACGAGAGAAAUUAGAUUUGAAUAACAAACGAAUUCAUAAUUUAGUUCGGAGAGAUAGCGACUUUGAUAUCAAUUUAUCACGUUAUGAUCGAGACACAACCAGUAUGGUAGAUCUGAAAAUUCAAACAGAAGAAGUGGAGAGAAUAAUCAAGAAAAUGAAAUACGCUACUUCAUGUGGUGAACCGAGAGAAAUUUUCCCAAGAGUGAAGCAACAGAAGCGCGACAGUAAACAAAUGAAAAUCAAUUUACAGCGACGUGAACACCAGCGAAAUGUUGAAUUUAUCGAGAACGAGCUUGCUGAAAUAAACCAUGAUGAGUUGGCGAAUGACUUCACUUAUGACGAAAUACGCCGGAUUACCGAAUACAAGCUUAACCAGAACAAAAUAUCCCUAGAAAAGAAAAGACAGGAGGCGAUUUCAUCGCACAGGGAAAAUAUCAAAGAUAUGAGCAAUAUGUUGAAACUUUCAUUUCAACAUGUUUUGGAUGUUUUCAGAAACAUUGAAACAAAUAACACGCUACAUGUCGAUACCAAGAAUAUUGUAGAUUAUUCUGAUGUUAAUCUACCGCUUCUGAGCUUCGAAACGGCCUACAUUAAACGUCCCGAUAAAAUGGAGAACACUGACUCCGCCUUAUGUAUAUCAUUAGCAAAGGAUAAGAUCAAGCACCUGAUGCAAUUUUUGGAAACAAAAGACGAAGACGUUUCCCAUCCAUUUUACGAAAAAGAUUAUCAGUACAGCAUUCUGAAAGAACAUAACGAACAAAAUAUGAAAAGCAUGAAGAAUAUUGAAAAGUCAAUUGUGGAAGGUCUAGUACUGAAAGAUCCUAAUGUUUUUUCGAGAGCCCAAAUAAAAGCCAUGAGUGCUCAGAUUGUUUCGAAAAAUAUGAAGCGUGAUGACUGAACCCGUAUAUCAGAUUUCUUGACGAAAAAAACUAGCAAACUAAAUUUAAUGUACUUGGAGAUAAACGUCAUAACAAAUAGAGUUUACUUAUCUGAAAAAAAAACACACCACCAAAACAAUCGAAAUUCGUAAGCAUUAUAUCGGUAUUAUAAUUACAUUGUAUCUGUAUAAAGAAAGCUCUAAA
Messenger RNA from Malaya genurostris, 2145 nucleotides. RefSeq lists its product as uncharacterized. The record is from RefSeq and is a predicted model, not a curated record. The transcript is spliced from 13 exons. Bases 327 to 1961 code for a protein of 544 amino acids. Lineage: Eukaryota; Metazoa; Arthropoda; Insecta; Diptera; Culicidae.